CCGGGCACAGCAAGGGGAAGAUGGCCGUGCCCAAGGCCGCAGUGGUGCUGAGGCACGUGAAGAGCGUCAUGGUCCGGUUCUGCCCUUUCCAGACCAACGUGGAAACCACGCGAAUAUUUCUUGGACAUGUAAACAGUAAAAAAGCUCGUGCCUCCAAUAUCAGCUGCGUAGUGACAACAGAUGUAAGACAUGAUGGAUCUGAACCAGUUGUAGACAUCAUGUUUGCUGAUGGAGACAGAUUGAUAAUGAAAGGAGCCAACUUGACAGCAGCAGAAAUGUUAUCGGCUUUCAACUCCAGAUGCAUAGCAAAAGACCUUAAAGCAGAAGAGAAAACCAAGAAAAAGGGUGCUUGAAGAUCAAAGGAACAAUUAUGCUUAAAAUUGUUUAGGCAUGUGAAAAGCAGCGAGCAGCUUUUGUCAUCAGAACUACAUAGGAAACUUCACUAAUAACUGACAUGAAAUCUUAAAAAGAGACAUGGACAAAAUGCUGGCCAAUUCAACAUACAGCUGAAUGAUUCAUAUAAAUAUAUAUUUUGCCUAAGGAAAAUAUAAUGGAGAAGCUAAAAUCGUUAACUCUGGCAGGGUCGGCAAGUCUUGUAUGCACAAAUAAAUUCCUCUAGCCAUAUACACAAACCAUCAGUCUCUUGACCAUGCACACACUGGAUCAAUGCCAUGCCUAUUUGUAUAUUAAUAUGAAUAAUGAAGAUGAGCCUAAGAAAUUUGUUACAAAUGGAAAAUUUAAGUUUAGAUAGUGUUUUCAGCAUACAUGCUAUGCACUGGUAUCCAAAACUUCAUUAGAUUGUUAAACAACGUUAUUGUUUUUAAAGUUAGUCAGUAAAUAUAAAUGUGAUGAAUAAGUUUAAAAUAUCUAGAUUUGCUGUCACUCAGCUACAGUAUUUUAGACAAAAUUCAGGACAGAUUCUACAGUGUUCUACUUGUCUGUCACUAAGUAACUGAUUUUGAUUCAAGCAGGGCAGACUUUAAGCUGAUUCACCGGAAUGGGGCCCCGCGGUGGUGGGGGUUCGCUCCAGGGCUUCAGCGGCAUUUCGGCGGUGGGGGAUGGGGAUUCCGCUCCGGGGCUUCGGUGACAUUUUGGCAGAAGAUAUUUCUGAUAGUGAGGUUUUUUACCCACGAAAGCUUAUGCCCAAAGAAAUCUGUUAGUCUUUAA
Molecule: messenger RNA, 1167 nt
Organism: Gopherus evgoodei (Goodes thornscrub tortoise)
Lineage: Eukaryota; Metazoa; Chordata; Testudines; Testudinidae
Gene: MRPL53
Product: mitochondrial ribosomal protein L53
Exons: 3
Coding region: 21-353 (110 amino acids)
Cellular component (GO): mitochondrial large ribosomal subunit
Source: RefSeq, a predicted model, not a curated record